Molecule: messenger RNA, 952 nt
Organism: Protobothrops mucrosquamatus (brown spotted pit viper)
Lineage: Eukaryota; Metazoa; Chordata; Lepidosauria; Squamata; Viperidae
Gene: PLPP6
Product: phospholipid phosphatase 6
Exons: 3
Coding region: 37-822 (261 amino acids)
Molecular function (GO): sphingosine-1-phosphate phosphatase activity
Source: RefSeq, a predicted model, not a curated record
AAGUUAAAGGCCGCUUGAUGCUAUAUCAGCACCAUCAUGCCAAGUCCUAGGAACAGUCCAAAGAGCAUUCGUGAGAGACGGGCUUAUGGCAAUAGGCUAGAGUUCUUGUCAUUGCCAGAUCAGAGAGGCCCAAUAUCCCCAGAAAAUAUGUCUCAUCAUAAAGACUCUCCUACUAGUACUGGCCCUCAACAGGCUUUACCCGAAGAGGACUGUAUGAAGCUCAAUCCUUCUUUGUGGGGUAUUGCCCUGCAUUCUCUUUUGGCUGUUGAUUUGUGGGCCUCUAAACUACUGGGUAUAUGUGCUGGAGAGAAUUCCCCAUGGGGUAGUGUUCGUCCUCUCAUGAUGGUCAUAGAGGUGUCAGGACAUGGAAUUCCUUGGCUAACUGGUACAUUGUACGGACUUUACAGAAGUGGCAGCUCAGCAGGUCGUGAGGUGCUGCUCAAUCUACUCUUUGCUCUGAUUCUUGAUCUAGUUUUGGUGGCAGCAGUAAAAGGACUGGUGAAACGAAGGCGCCCAGUCUACAACAAGAUGGACAUGUUUGCCACUGUCUCUGUGGACAAAUAUUCCUUUCCUUCAGGCCAUGCUACCAGAGCCGCCAUGGUGUGCAGAUUUAUACUACAUCAUCUUGUACUUGCAAUCCCUCUAAGAGUGCUGGUUGUACUUUGGACCUUCAUAGUGGGAAUCUCUAGGAUCAUGCUUGGCAGACAUAAUGUAACAGAUGUGGUCUUUGGGCUAAUCAUGGGCUACAUGCAGUAUAGUUUGGUGGAAUAUUUCUGGUUGUCACCUGUAAAUGCUCCUGUCUUCUUUGCCUUUUGGAACUGAGGAUUCUUGAGGGAAGAGAAAUAUUUGUCUUAGUGUAAACAUUCAUGAUACUUCAUCUGAUCAUCAAAUUAAAUGAGUAGAACCAAGAUUUUCACAAUAUGUGUGAUCUAACAUAAAUUUGCUCUGGAAG